UAACCUAUAUCAAUUACCAUAAUAUAGUACAGAGCUCUGUUCGAUGACUGUUAUUCAUUAUAAUUAUUAAUUAUUGUCGGUCGAAUCCAACCAAUUCCGGUCGACAAUUAUGUUCGUCGGUUGACAUCAAUAUGACUCCCAGACAGCGUCCUUUUAGUUGGUCGUUACUUUGUUUAAUGUUAGUGUUGUUUAUUGAAUUUCGAUAAUCGUUAAUUGUUGUUAUCAAAAAAAAAAAAAACAAUUCAUCGUUCUAUUGACCAUUGCUGUUAUCAUCAUUUUUUGUUGUAAGUUGGGUGAAAAACUAAUGUGAAAAGUGAAGACUACUGAGUACUGACUAAUCAGUUACGAUAAAUUUCGAUUGAAAAUGGCAGGGAAUUUUUGGCAAAGUUCGCAUUAUCAACAAUGGAUAUUGGACAAACAAGAUCUAGUCAGAGAGCGUCAGUUAGAUUUACAAAUAUUAAGUGAAGAAGAAUAUCAAAAAAUAGGAAUAUUCUUUUCUAAUUUUAUCCAAAUUUUAGGUGAACAACUGAAACUUAAGCAGCAAGUGAUAGCAACAGCUACAGUUUAUUUUAAACGAUUUUAUGCUAGAAAUUCUCUCAAAUCUAUUGACCCUUUGUUGUUGUCUCCAACUUGUGUGUUCUUAGCAUCAAAAGUUGAAGAAUUUGGUGUAAUAUCAAACAGCCGUUUGAUUACUACUUGUCAGACUGUUUUGAAAAAUAAAUUGAAUUAUGCAUAUACCCAAGAAUUUCCGUAUCGCACAAAUCAUAUAUUAGAAUGUGAAUUUUAUUUAUUGGAAAAUUUGGACUGUUGUUUGAUUGUAUUUCAACCUUAUCGUCCAUUGCUUCAAUUAGUUCAAGAUAUUGGACAACAYGAAGAUCAAUUAUUGGCAUUAGCAUGGAGAGUAGUAAAUGAUAGUCUUAGAACUGAUUUGUCAUUAUUAUAUCCACCAUAUCAAAUAGCUAUAGGAUGCUUACAAAUUGCUUGUGUUAUUAUGCAAAAGGAUCUCAAAUCAUGGUUUGCAGAGCUAAAUGUGGACAUAGACAAAAUACAAGAAAUAUCCCGUUAUAUUAUCAAUUUAUUUGAAUUAUGGAAAUCUUAUGAUGAGAAAAAAGAUAUUCAAGGCUUACUAAAUAAAAUGCCUAAACCUAAACUACAGCCAACUCGAUAAUAGUUUUUUAAACAAAUUUUUUUUCUUUUUGUAUACUCAAACUAAUUUAUAUUUUUACUUUAAUAGUUAAUUAUUACUAGCUAAUACUUAAUAGCUUGUUUAAUUUUUUUUUAACAAGGUGAUUUGGUGUUUGUCAAAAAUGAAAGAUAUUUUAUAUUUAGAAGUAGUUG
Messenger RNA from Diuraphis noxia (Russian wheat aphid), 1338 nucleotides. It is a transcript of the gene CycC, whose product is annotated as cyclin C. Gene Ontology annotation, molecular function: cyclin-dependent protein serine/threonine kinase regulator activity. Lineage: Eukaryota; Metazoa; Arthropoda; Insecta; Hemiptera; Aphididae. The record is from RefSeq and is a predicted model, not a curated record. Gene Ontology annotation, biological process: regulation of transcription by RNA polymerase II.